AUGGCGUCAUCAUCAAGAGCGCCGAUGAGUUACGCCGAGGCAGCUCAGUGGAAGGUAAAUCCGGCGUCGGGUCACGGUUGCGAAGAGAUUUAUGUCGUCGGAGAAGGUGAAACGCUGCACACUAUCAGCGAAAAGUGCGGCGACCCGUUUAUCGUCGAAGAAAACCCGCAUAUCCAUGACCCGGAUGAUGUAUUCCCUGGACUGGUCAUCAAAAUCACCCCUUUCGGUCCCCGUAACUAG
Lactuca virosa is the source of this 240-nucleotide messenger RNA. NCBI's taxonomy places the organism in Eukaryota, Viridiplantae, Streptophyta, Magnoliopsida, Asterales, Asteraceae. The record is from the annotation of a GenBank genome assembly.